Messenger RNA from Salvelinus fontinalis (brook trout), 2381 nucleotides. RefSeq lists its product as uncharacterized. The transcript has 2 exons. Bases 350 to 1669 code for a protein of 439 amino acids. The record is from RefSeq and is a predicted model, not a curated record. NCBI's taxonomy places the organism in Eukaryota, Metazoa, Chordata, Actinopteri, Salmoniformes, Salmonidae.
CCAUUCUGCAUUACCUCGGGCUUGACAGUGUAUGGAUCAGAAGAUUUGUCAGUUAAGAGGCCCUUGGCUAAGCGCAGCACACAUCACUAGGUUAAGAGGCCCGGCCCUUGUCUAAGCGUAGCACACAUCAUUAGGCUGUCACUCAGUGUGGUUCUAUCAGGGUUGAUGGGUGGAGGAGGAAUUCAUGUCUGUGACAUGUUGUUUUUACUCCAUUGAAUUAACAUGCACUGAAACACAAAGCUCUCAGCCUGAAGGCAGACAAUGAUCAUCCUUAUGAGAUAAUGAUGUGAUUGAAGUACUACUCCUGUACUCCAGGCAUCAAGCAAAGGAAAACAGGCACAUUUACUCUAUGAAGGUUACUUGCCCAUUUUCAGUUGUGAGAGAACAUAAUUUACAUCAAACGGUGUACUGUCAAAUUUCAGUACGAUGCCAUUUGUUAUUUAGGAACAGUAAACCACUGGCCAGUCUUGAGAAGUGGGUGUCUGUCCAACAAGCCGGUUGUCCCUCCAUAAAGAAGGUAAUUUCUUUUAAAGGGUCGCCAGGUCAGGUGGUCUCCAGUACUAUAAUCACUGGAGAAGGUUCUCUGGAACAUGACGGGCCUGGUUGCAGUGUGUCUCUGUGUGAUCCAGUCAAACCUGUGGCUCCGGGGACCUGUGUAGUAAGACUGAUUCACCAAGCACUGGGAGGUUGGUGGUGCUGUUGGCUGAGUGUUGGGGUGUCUCUGCUGGGAGGUUGGUGGUGCUGUUGGAUGAGUGUUGGGGUGUCUCUGCUGGGAGGUUGGUGGUGCUGUUGGAUGAGUGUUGGGGUUUCUCUGCUGGGAGGUUGGUGGUGCUGUUGGCUGAGUGUUGGGGUGUCUCUGCUGGGAGGUUGGUGGUUCUGUUGGAUGAGUGUUGGGGUGUCUCUGCUGGGAGGUUGUUGGCUCAGUGUUGGGGUGUCUCUGCUGGGAGGUUGUUGGUGCUGUUGGCUGAGUGUUGGGGUGUCUCUGCUGGGAGGUUGGUGGUGCUGUUGGCUGAGUGUUGGGGUGUCUCUGCUGGGAGGUUGUUGGUGCUGUUGGCUCAGUGUUGGGGUGUCUCUGCUGGGAGGUUGGUGGUGCUGUUGGCUCAGUGUUGGGGUGUCUCUGCUGGGAGGUUGGUGGUUCUGUUGGCUGAGUGUUGGGGUGUCUCUGCUGGGAGGUUGGUGGUUCUGUUGGCUGAGUGUUGGGGUGUCUCUGCUGGGAGGUUGGUGGUGCUGUUGGAGGAGUGUUGGGGUGUCUCUGCUGGGAGGUUGGUGGUUCUGUUGGCUGAGUGUUGGGGUGUCUCUGCUGGGAGGUUGUUGGCUGAGUGUUGGGGUGUCUCUGCUGGGAGGUUGGUGGUUCUGUUGGCUGAGUGUUGGGGUGUCUCUGCUGGGAGGUUGGUGGUGCUGUUGGCGGAGUGUUGGGGUGUCUCUGCUGGGUGGUUGGUGGUGCUGUUGGCGGAGUGUUGGGGUGUCUCUGCUGGGUGGUUGUAGUUGGCUGAACCGUUGUGUUUUGGCUAGAGUAUCUGAGCUGGGCUGUGGUGGUUGGUUGAACAGUAGAUUCAGUGUUGAAUCUGGGCACAACUGUGGUGGUUGGUUGAACCAUAGCCUGGUUGAAGUAUCUGUUCUGGGUUGUGGUACCAGGACUGGGGCAAGGAAGGUUUGUCAGUGGGGUUGAGGUGGCUGCUGCUUGAUGGGUGAUAAGCGGCCUGGUAAGGUUGAACUCCGUUGCCGUUGUGAGGAAGCCUGGCACAGGCUUGGAGCUGGCAUAGAGCUUCCUAAACUCCAGGUCGAAAGGCUCGACCGCGCUGCCCUUGAAGAGCACAGCCAGGCUUCUGUGGACCUGCCAGGACAGCCAGGUGAAACUGAGGAAUAGAGCACAGUGAAUAAAUAUUACUACUACAAACACGGCUAAAAAUUCAAACAAGCAUCAUAAUUGUAAACAACUGAGGAGUCAUAAUGCAUUGAUCUACCUAUUCAGAAUGACAUCAGCCAUCCUAAUGUUGAUUUACCUAUUCAGAAUGACGUCAGCCAUCAUAAUGUUGAUAUACCUAUUCAGAAUGACAUCAGCCAUCAUAAUGUUGAUUUACCUAUUCAGAAUGACAUCAGCCAUCAUAAUGUUGAUUUACCUAUUCAGAAUGACAUCAGCCAUCAUAAUGUUGAUUUACCUAUUCAGAAUGACAUCAGCCAUCAUAAUGUUGAUUUACCUAGUCAGAAUGACAUCAGCCAUCAUAAUGUUGAUUUACCUAGUCAGAAUGACAUCAGCAAUCAUAAUGUUGAUUUACCUAUUCAGAAUGACAUCAGCCAUCAAUGUUGAUUUACCUAUUCAGAAUGACAUCAACCAUCCUAACAUUGAUUUACCUAUUCAGAAUGACCUCAGACAUCAUAAU